Radiomyces spectabilis is the source of this 1198-nucleotide messenger RNA. RefSeq lists its product as uncharacterized. Gene Ontology annotation, cellular component: endoplasmic reticulum exit site. The record is from RefSeq and is a predicted model, not a curated record. The transcript has 6 exons. Gene Ontology annotation, biological process: endoplasmic reticulum to Golgi vesicle-mediated transport; COPII vesicle coat assembly. Bases 93 to 1142 code for a protein of 349 amino acids. Lineage: Eukaryota; Fungi; Mucoromycota; Mucoromycetes; Mucorales; Radiomycetaceae. Gene Ontology annotation, molecular function: identical protein binding.
CCAAGCACCAACAUACGACGAGUAGGCGUUAUUUUGCUCCAACCUGCAGGCCACCCACACUCAUUCUUCAAUUUCAUUACAGGUUAUGCCUAAUGAUGUACCGUCUCUUCAAGAGCGACCUUUCCAAUCCAGAAAAUAUUGUCCUCAAAUAUACCGACGAUGAGGGCGAUAUGAUCAGUAUGACAGAUGAUGUGGAUAUUAGUCAUGCGAUUUCUCAGAGUAAUCUAUUGAAAAUCACAGUGUUUGACAAGGAAACGCGACCAUUUAUGGGAUCAUCCAAUUCUUACCCUCGUGAUGGCAUGAACAGCGAAUUGGUAUCAAAGCUGACCUCUCUUCGUGAUACGUUGAACGAAUUGAUACAUGCAAAUGCAUCGUCCACCUCAUCAUUCUCCAGCGACAAAAUAACUGAAGGAGCCGCUCCCGAAAAAACAUAUCGACAAUUGUCGACCUCCGAAUUAGCCGAGUUUUUGGAAGAAACUCAGGGGGAGCGACAGGAUGGUGCUAGAAAAAAUGGAAUCGAAUACCCCUCUUUACCUAAAUCAAGCUCGCAACGGUUCAGUGUAAGCGCACCCUCACCCUCGUUGGCCACCAAGGCCACACCCUCGCCAUCGCAGCCAUCCCAGCAACAACCGCAGUCAAUGCAAGCUUCGACACCCCAGCAACCACAACCAUCGCAGCCGCCACCACCACAGCCACCGUAUCCGCAACAACAACAACAACAUUACCAACAACAGCAACCACAAACCCCACUAUCUCAUCCGGGACAAUCAAACCAGUAUCCCAUGCCAUCGAUGCCACCGUCGAUGCCUCCAUCAACCCAUCCACCGCAACCACGACCGAUGCCGCCUUCUUCACGUCCUUAUUCGGGUUAUCCCCAACAAUCCUAUGCUCCAUCCACGCCUCAUCCUCCAGCGGGUGCUCCUCCAAUGCCAAUGAGUGGACCCCCGCAUAGUACUCCCCAGAUAAAUUACGCUCCAGGCCCGUCUCACGAUAAUAAUAAUAAUCCUAUGGGAGGAUAUCAUCCUUCGAUUUGCGGAGCGUCCGGUCAGCCACCACAACAAGCUCCUUACGGCUAUUCAACCAACCCACCAAGACCGUCUGCAGCACAACCAGGUUACCGUCCACCAGGCAACAAUUGGUAAUAGAAACCAAGUAUCAAGCUAAUAAUCGAGGAAUUUUUUUAUAUAAUAACAAUUGU